Psilocybe cubensis is the source of this 3120-nucleotide messenger RNA. Its product is annotated as Vacuolar protein sorting-associated protein 41-like protein. Gene Ontology annotation, cellular component: HOPS complex; late endosome. The coding region runs from base 1 to 3120 and encodes 1039 amino acids. Lineage: Eukaryota; Fungi; Basidiomycota; Agaricomycetes; Agaricales; Agrocybaceae. Gene Ontology annotation, molecular function: protein binding. The record is from RefSeq and is a predicted model, not a curated record. The transcript is spliced from 14 exons. Gene Ontology annotation, biological process: macroautophagy; cellular response to starvation; protein targeting to vacuole.
AUGUCCUCGACUGAGACGUCAACAGGCGAGUCGCCUGUAAAACGCGAGGCAACGGGCACCCCAUACGACGAGAAAGCGGACAACCAUGUACCUUCGAGGCUCUCGGACAGUCCAACGCCCAUGUCUGACUACGAUGAGCAAGAAUUAAGAAAGGAACACGAAGGCAAGAAUGGCAAGGACGCGGAGUCGGAUGAGAGUGAGGAAGAGGAAGAUGAUGAAGCAGAGUCCGAAGAGGAGGAAGACGAGGAUGAGGAUGAUGAAGACGAAGAAGAUGACGAGGAGCCCGCCUUGAAAUACGAAAGGAUAACGGGAGAGAUACCUGACCUGCUUAAGAAGGACUCUGCUUCUGCGCUUUGCGUGUCCAACAAAUUGCUGGCUAUGGGCACUCAUGCCGGUAUCAUUCACAUUCUGGACAUAACUGGAAAGCGGAUAAAAUCCUAUAAGCCUCAUCUGGCGUCUGUUGUAGAUAUCUCCAUGGACGCGACGGCCGAUUUCGUGGCUACAGCAUCGAUAGAUGGACAGGUCGUAGUCCGCUCUCUUUCGACACCAGAGCGAUAUUCAUUUGACAUGAAGAGGCCUAUGCGAACUGUGGCUAUGGAACCUGAUUUUGCGAAGAAAGGAACACGAGCAUUUGUAUGCGGUGGUUUAUCUGGAUCUCUGGUUUUGCGCGAAAAAGGCUGGCUAGGGCACAAGGAAACUUUGCUUCACUCGGGCGAAGGGCCGAUCUGGCAGGUAAAAUGGAAAGGGAGGCUUAUAGCUUGGGCAAAUGACAAUGGUGUCAAAAUAUACGACAACGUUUCUCAAACACGGAUAGCCUUCAUCGACCGACAGGCAGAUAGCCCUCGUGCCGACCUAUUUAAAUGCACGCUUCAUUGGCAAGACAACUCCACCCUCCUCAUUGCAUGGGCCAACUUCAUCAAGGUUGCUCGAAUACGAGAACGGCCACGGACCAACACAGCGCAAAAUAUUGCCAAUGCACCACCUCUUAUCGUCGAAGUCACGGCCGUGUUCCAACUUGACUGUAUGGUAUCAGGAAUCGUCCCCCACCCCACCCCUGUCCCCGCUUCCAUGAUCAUCGACGGACUCCCAACUUCUCUAAAACCUGAUGGUUCGAUUCAAACGCACCCUCAAACCCUUACCUCCUUUCUCAUUGUGGCAUACACGCCACCAGAAACCUUUGACGACACGGACGAAAUCACCGACGACCGACGACGGCAGGCCCGCAAGGCGGCUGAACGCCCUGAAAUGCGGAUCAUUUCUCGUGCGGGUGAAGAACUCGCCACGGACGCGCUUAGCGUGGCGGAUUACCACCUGUGGGGGUGUAACGACUACACGGUGGUGGAGGUAGCGAGUUCAGAUGAUCCCUUGAUUCGUGAUGCCGAUCGGUCCUAUGUGGUGAUGAGCCCGCGAGAUCUUGUACAUGUUAUGCCGCGAGAUAAAAGGGACCAUGUUGAGUGGUUGGUUGAGAGGCGACAGUAUGAGGAGGCGUUGUCCGCCGUUGAAACGAUUGAGGCGGAGGAAGCCGUCACGGGUUUUAAAGCCCCUGAAAGCCAGGGAAAGGCACAUUUAACUUCACAGGAUAUUGGGCAGAGGUUUAUUGAACAUCUCGUACAGGAAGGCGACUUUGUCAAAGCCGCAAGACUGUGUCCCAAAGUUUGUGCCCAAGAUGCCAAAAGAUGGGAAGAUUGGAUAUUUACUUUUGCGCAUAGGAAACAACUCCACGCAAUUAUCCCAUACGUACCCAAAGAAAAUCCGCGACUGGACCAUGUCAUUUAUGAAAUGAUGCUCGCAGAUUUCUUGAAACACGAUCGGAAGGCUCUUCUGCAAACAAUCAAAGAUUGGCCUAGAGGACUCUAUGAUAUAUCAGCGGUCAUUGUCGCCGUUCGUGCUGAACUUGACAGAACGGCAUCAACGUCGUCAACAAUAUCGUCAAGCGGAGAUUCGACUAUUCUCAUGGAAUGUCUCGCCGAAUUGUACACCGCAAAUCGUCAGCCCGGGAAGGCACUGCCAUUUUACCUUCGCCUUCGCAAGUCCAACGUGUUCGAUCUCAUUCGCGACAACAAUCUUUUUACGGACGUGCAAGAUCAGGUGUUAUUGUUAGUCGAGUUCGACCACGAGUUGAUUCAAAAGCGUAAAGAAAGUUUGGGCAAGGGCGAACAGCCUGAUGUCAACGUUCAGAGUGACGCCAUCACUCUGCUCGUGGACAACUUACACUCCAUCCCAAUUAGCAGAGUGGUUCAGCAGCUAAAGCAGAGACCUUACUACUUGUUCCUUUAUCUGGAUGCCCUUGUACACAAGGAUGCACAGUUGGUCACAGAUUUUGCGGAUUUGCAGGUCAAAAUGUAUGCGGAGUUCGCGACAUCUCGUCUUAUUGAUUUCCUGAGAGCCAGCAGUUCAUACAAUCUUGAGAUGGCCUACAAAGAAUGUCAAGAACGCGAUCUAGUUCCCGAAAUGGUUUUCUUGUUAGGACGAAUGGGCAAUAACAAGAAGGCUCUCAAUCUGAUCAUUGAACGACUUGGCGAUGUCCAUCGAGCUAUCGAUUUUGCAAAAGAGCAAAGUGAUGACGAUCUAUGGGAGGAUUUGCUAAAAUAUUCCGAGACUCGACCAGCAUUCAUACGAGGUCUUCUAGAGAACGUUGGGGUUGAAAUCAGUCCUAUUAGACUGAUUCGGCGGAUUAAGAACGGACUGGAGAUCCCUGGGUUGAAGGAAGCGUUGAUCAAGAUUUUGCAGGAUUUCCAUCUGCAGAUAUCACUUCUGGAGGGAUGUCAGACAAUCCUGGACGGUGAUAGUUCAGACUUGUCGAGGAAGCUGCAGAGAAACCAGUCGAGCGGGUUCUUCCUAUCUUCCACAUCUAAAUGUACACUCUGCCUGCGUCCUCUACAAGACUCCCCGCCAUCGCUUAUGUUCCUUUUCCUAUGUCGACACGUUGUUCAUUCCACUUGUGUCAGUGGCGCGGAAGAUCUUCCACUUCCAACGCCAGAUCCAUACUUCUCCUCAACCUCCGAUAUAGAUGGUGGAAUGUCGCGGGGGAUUAGUGGUGCCAUCGCAUUCGAAACGAUGAUAAGAUCGCGGUUACGUCGUGGAUGUCCGGUUUGUCAUAAGAACGGCGAAGGACAUUAG